Molecule: messenger RNA, 1066 nt
Organism: Mercurialis annua (annual mercury)
Lineage: Eukaryota; Viridiplantae; Streptophyta; Magnoliopsida; Malpighiales; Euphorbiaceae
Exons: 1
Coding region: 156-752 (198 amino acids)
Source: RefSeq, a predicted model, not a curated record
CUUUUACGUUCAGUCGGAUGGCAACUCUCCCUCGUACAUUUUCUUUCAAUUUUGCCUCCGAACUCUCCUUCAGAAUUGCCUCUAAUCCUUUUUCCUAACGAUAGAGCGACGACGCUUAAAAUUAGGUAACCCCUCUUGCAAGUUUUAUCUUUGAAAUGGAUCUUAUCCAGCUUCAAAAGAUUCAUGCAAUUAUUAACAAGUCGAAGAAGAACAAACUCAUCGACAAUUUUUUCCUGUAUACUAUUACAGUGUUAACUUGUAGUCUUUUUUGUUCUAGCCCUCUCUGGUUCCCCUUCUUAUAUUCUUCUAUCAGGCUAUUUCUCUCCGUCUCAUUUCCGAAACUCGGUUCUAUGAUACUCAACUCCAAGUUCAUUUUCAUACUUGGUAACCUAAUCAUUUUUCUCCUAAUUGGAGAAUCCAAGUUCUUUGUUUCGAACUCUAGCUCAGCUGCUACUGAUCUAUACUACAAUGAAUACGUAAACCGCAAAAAGGGCCUCCACAAUUCAUCAACCAUGGAAGAGAAGGAGAAAAAAACAGAUUUAACAUUCAAUGUAAGCGCUAGCAAGACAUGUGAGGGAGCUAAUGCGGAAGCGAAAGUCUGGGAUGACAGAAAAUUCGAAGUAGUGAAGACGGAAAGUUACGAGUUUGAGGAGGUUAGUUUGCCUGCUGAGGAAUUGAACAAAAGGGCUGAUGAUUUUAUUGCAUGGGUUAAUAGACAGAGGAUGCAAGAGGCAAGACUACUACUUUAUUAAUUACAUAAACCAAUCAAAUUUAGUAGCAAAUAUACAUAUAAGAGAGGUAGAAAGAAUAAUAACAAAAAUCAUUGGAGGUGAGGACCUUGGGGCGUAGAAUUUAAUACUUUCGAGUACUUCUCUUGUUUGUUAUUUUCAUUUAACAUGGAAGUAGCAGAUUUAUCUUAUACAAGAUCAUUCAGAUUAAAUUUGGAAUCUAUGUUGAAGAGAAUAUGAGCUAUAUUUAUGUAUUUAAGCUAGUAUUACAUAUCCUUAUGAAAGCACAUGGGCUGUGCUUUCAAUCUUGAGAAAUAAAAUUACUUUUUCUACUCUGA